This is a messenger RNA of Trichomonas vaginalis G3, 2505 nucleotides long. RefSeq names its product armadillo (ARM) repeat-containing protein family. Lineage: Eukaryota; Parabasalia; Trichomonadida; Trichomonadidae. Bases 1 to 2505 code for a protein of 834 amino acids. The transcript has a single exon. The record is from RefSeq and is a predicted model, not a curated record.
AUGGAGGAGCUUCUGACUCAAAUCGAAGCCGCACUUUCCUCUAUUUCCGAUCCAGAUGACCGUGGUCGGGAUACUGCCAAGCAAAAGUUAGGUGAUUUUCGACAUAAGCAAAAUGUAAUGGAUUUCGUCCCAAUCAUCUUACGUAGUAAAUACAGUAUACAACUACGAAGGAUAGCAUGCCAAAUUUUAGAACAACAUAUCAAGGAUAUGUGGUUAUUUUCAGAAGAAGCAAAUAAGCUCGAAGAAAUACAGAUACUAAUCCAAUACAUCGAAAGCAAUAUAAAUGAUACAGAAAUUUUUAACGAUUUACAGUCUAUUCUUGCGGAAAUAACUUUAUUUGAUGAAUUUAAAACGUACAAAAAUUUUUAUACAGACAUAUUCUCUCACUCAGUACCAUACUACAGAGCACUAUCUACAUUUGCGACUAAUUUAAUCGAAUAUAAAUCCGAGAUAGCGGCAUUUUUACAAAUUCGCGACGAUCUCAUCCGCAAUAUACCACAACUCAUUCAAAAAGUGAUUGAGGGAUUCCCAGCCUUACCGGCUGUCAAAGCAUUUAACAGCAUCGUCAGUUUUUCUUCAUGGGAUAUUCUAAAACAGGCAAAUUUCAAUAAAAUCAUUGACAACGUAUGCCCAGCAGCAUUUGUUCCAAUUAUCAACACACUUUUACUACAAGAUAUCGAUAAACAGACUCUUAAACAAGGAUUUAACGCAAUUUCAACAAUUGCAUCUAGCGUUGAAGAGAAUAUUUUAGAAAUAACACCACUACUUACCAGAUACUUCAAAUUCUUCGAAGAACCAGACACAAUUAGUUCAUUACAUCAUAUCCACGAAGCUCUACUGAAAUUCGAAUACAUUGAGUUAUCAGAUUACUGGGAAUUCUUCGCUCUUCACGUUUCCCAUGACAAAUCUCGAAAACAACUACAUGCUCAGACAAUUUCAAAAUUAUUAGAAAUUAUUUCAUACAGUAUCGUUGUUCCGCCAUGCUACGAUGACUCAGAAACAGACUCUGAUGACCAACAGUUCGCGCAGCAGUCCGCAAUCAUAUGUUCUUUGUAUAGAUUAGACAGAGAACCCGCAUUUUCAUUUGUUUUCAAAAUUUUCAAUGAGCUACUACAAGAUUUCAAUGUAGACACGUUCAAUUCAAAUAUUUGGCUGAUCUACAGUAUGAAAAAAUCGAAUUUUUCGAAAGUUUUGCUUGAUUUGACAAAAUUUUUCAACCAAGCCAUAAAAGAACAGCCCAAAAACUCUUGCCUGAUGAAGGGCUUCCUGUUUACAGCACGAGAAGUCCUUUCUUCCCUUAAACUCAAUGAAAAAUUAUUAAAUUAUAUUUUUGGCAACUCGCUGCAGCUGAUAAAACUGUCAUCAAUGCAAUACGAAUGUGUCACUCUGCUCGACGAAUUCGCUAAAAAUGGCAAAUUAUGCCAGAAUACAAUGGCAGCGAUAUCUAACUCGUAUUUGAGGCCCAAAUCGAUAAAAUACCUGUGCCACGCUGCCGGAUUAACUGAUCCACAGCAAUCGAUCGGCAUUUUGAACCAGACUUUCGCUGACAUUUUGUCAAAAGGUACUUUUCCUGAAGAAUCUGUUGAUAAACUUUCAAUUUAUAUAUCGGGACUUGCAGGAUUGGUACAGGCAAACAGUUCAGCCCCUUGUUCUUAUAUCGUUGACCAUUCUUCUGUCUUAAAUCAGUGGUUUGUUGAAUUAUGUUCAAGAUUUAAAGCCACUGAAGACCAAAACCUCCUUGAUAUUAUAUCUAACUAUGCCAUAAUUGCUUCUUAUUACGGCGGAUCCUUGAUAACUCUACUUCUUGAGAAUUUUAUGAAUAUAUCUCCAAAAUAUGCCACUCCUGAUAUGUUUAACGCAUUCCAAUCCCUUGUAAGAAAGGAAACAGACAAUUCUUUGCUGGAAAAUCUGAAGCAAAACGUAAUUAUUUCAACAGAAGUGAUGUUUUACAAUAAAAUACCACUGGAAAAGGAAGUAAUGGAUUCAGUUUGCCAGCUAUUGGUAUUUAUUGCCCAGAACAGAUUCGAUUUCUUGUAUCAAGACGAUAUUUUAUUUUUAAUUUAUGCUUUGAUAGGUUCUGGAUAUCCAGCAGUAGUUUCUACGACAUUGGCAGCAAUAUUUGAGGCAGCAUCAAAGAUAUUAAACGAUGUUUCCUUCCAAAGUUUUUCAGAUAACUUCUGGGGAAUUUUAUACAACAUGCUGAAGGUUUUAAUCAGCGAUGCAUCGUUUAUAGAUAUUAUAGAGAUGAGCUACGCCCUGGAAAGAAUAUCCACAGUCGCAAGACCAACUGUUGACGGGACAUUACAGAUUGCACAGCACUUAGUCCACGAUUUUCCAUCUUGUAACCAUAUAAUAAAGCCACAGCUGAUAAAGGACCUCAUUUCUGGCGACAGAAAAAUCAUAUUAAGUUUGUUAUUGUACGUUGUGAGUGUUGCAAGGGAUAUUCAACUAGAUACUCUAAGUAAUAUUAUUGAAAGAAGAAAGUUUAGAUUAAAAUAUGUUUGA